AUGCUUCUAACGAUUUACGGAGUGAUACUUCUCUGGAGAAUGGACAGCAUGGUUGAGAGCACUAAAGUUUUCUUUAGGAUGUACAAUAAGAUGGCCAUGAUCAUCAUCAUCAUGGCCAUGAUAUUUAUUGGAGCUACAAAACGUAACGAACCGAGCUCCCCUCCCCUUAAUGUCACAGAUUUUUCCAACGGAGACUGGUCUCCGAAUAUGGAUAGAUUAUUUGCGUUCCUACCGCAAAAAGUUGUCAAGAACAACAUGCGAUAUCAAACAACAUCCCCACUGAGUAGGGUUGGUCCAACAGUAUCUCUUCGCGAUGUUGAACCAAAUUUUGUUGGUCCCAUCGACAAUGUGACUGUUGCUUUGGGAAGAGAAGCUGUUCUUACUUGCUCGGUGUCGGACAUAGGAGACUACAAGGUGGCAUGGAUUAGAGCUGAUGACCAAACAAUCUUGACAUUGCACACCCGUUUAGUAACCCACAGUUCAAGAUACGCUGUCACUAAUGAUUCUCCUGGCUCCUGGCAACUCCACAUCAGACCACUUAAGGUUGAGGACCGAGGCUGUUACAUGUGCCAAAUAAAUACAAGUACUAUGAAGAAACAAAUAGGUUGUGUUGACGUAUUAGUUCCACCAAAUAUAGUUGAUGAAGGUACGAGUGGAGACAUGGUUGCUAGAGAAGGUACAGAUGUCAGCAUUUCAUGCAAAGCUGAUGGCAGACCAUUGCCUCGUAUCCUGUGGAGAAGAGAAGACGGAACAAAUAUACAAUUGAGGAAUGAUGCUGGAAAGCUUCAUAAAGUUGAUAUGUACACCGGAUCUUCACUCAACCUUACAAAGGUGGAGAGGAGGCAAAUGGGUGCAUACUUAUGCAUAGCAUCCAAUGAUGUGCCGCCUUCGGUAAGCAAGAGGAUUAUGCUCAGCGUAAAUUUUGGCCCAUCCAUAUUGAUAGCUACAAAAGUUAUUGGAGUGCCAACGGGCUCUCAAACUGAGCUCCAGUGUCUUGUUGAAGCCUAUCCCCCCGCUAUCAAUUACUGGUUGAAAAGUGGAGAAGAAAUGAUUCUUUCCGGUGAAAAACAUGACAUUCGCGAGGUUCGGCUCUCAGCAUAUGAAGUACGUACAAUAUUAACUAUAUCGGACUUUAGUAGCAAUGACAUUGGAACCUAUACAUGUGUUGCAACAAAUACAAUAGGAAAGGCCGAGGGCACUUUAAGACUAUAUGAAAUUAAGAUAACUACAACAACCACCACAACAACAACAACUACAACUACUACUACGACCACCACCACCACACCAAUCCCGACAACAACAGAAUUGUUGCCAGAAACACCUCCACCUAUCGUAGUGCCAUUACAGCCAGCUGAACAAAAAUUUUAUACGCCAGAUGUUACGACAUAUGAUACUAUGCAAAAUGUAAUAGAACAAUCUGUCCUCGACAACAACUGGUUACCGACCGUGGAGUCUUCGAGCCACCGCCAUUACGCGCCAGAGUUCCCUACAGUUGCCGUCAUUUCAGCAUUGCCACAAAUUUUGCUAUGCAAUACUCGUUAUCUCAAAUUGCUCCUUACUAUUGUAAUGGCUAGUUACUAUAUAUUAAUAGCUCAAGGUGCAAGAUGA
Messenger RNA from Danaus chrysippus (African queen), 1608 nucleotides. Lineage: Eukaryota; Metazoa; Arthropoda; Insecta; Lepidoptera; Nymphalidae. The record is from the annotation of a GenBank genome assembly.